Molecule: messenger RNA, 3774 nt
Organism: Diabrotica balteata
Lineage: Eukaryota; Metazoa; Arthropoda; Insecta; Coleoptera; Chrysomelidae
Source: the annotation of a GenBank genome assembly
AUGCAAGCGAUGGAAAAAAUUCCAUUAAAAAAUGAACCGCCAUCCGAGACCACGCAUUCAACAAAACUGCAUCAGACUCCCGACGUAUGUUUCGUCUGUGGAAACCGAAAUCAACCUUACAUUUAUUAUUUAAACACCAGACCAGUGCAAGACAAGCCGAAAGAACCUUACUUUCCGUUCCUGGAAUCGCACGAACCGCCCGUCGGACAUAUAUCUAAAAACGAAUAUUCAGUUCCUGCUUGUUACCUUUGCUAUAAAUUGCUUCUGGAACAAUGGGAUGCUCACGAAAUGACCUCUAGGCCGCACGCUGAGCGAUUGUAUUGGCUGAAAAGAGUAGACAACGGUCCAUAUACCGGAGCAGAUAUGGGAAUGCAAGGAGAAUACGCCGCCCACGUUCUAGGUUUAAACAAUGAAGGCAUGCCGGCAAUACCUCCGCCGCAAAGAAGCGUUGCUUUAAAGGAAGAGGUUAAACCCAAACUCAGCGUAAAACCCUCACCGAUACCUGUAUCAUCGACACCCCGAAGUGAUAUUGACACAACAUCGGAAAGCGCUCUAGACCUCACCCAUCCAAAUCCAAUGCCUUCAUCUGUCAUCCAAUCUGUACCUGUCUACGCUCACAGCCAAAAUUCCAACUCUUCAACAGGCACGGAUAUUCUGGAUCUGAGUAUGCCCGACAAGAACUCAAUGACCGAAGUGUGUUACGUAUGCGGAGACGAAUUCAAAAAGGGUAGUCUCGAUUUCGUGGCUUCCAAGAAAGAUUUCGAUUCACCUUUGAAGCCGUUUUUUCCUAGUUUAAUUGAACAUCCACGGCCUAGCAGAAGUCGACCGAUUGAUUCGGCGGGAAGGGUUCAGGCUUGCUACGACUGUCAACAACAUUUGCUUAAACAGUGGCAUGCUUUUCAGUCGCAAGGUCUGCCCCACAUAGAAAGAAACUACACGUUAAGAAAAAGGCAGAGUUCUACGUUAGACACCACUACUUUCAUCUGUUAUACAUGUUCGCUUGAAUAUCCUUCCAGUAGUAUCCGUCUUCUAUAUUGUUGUCAAAAUUCGGAAAAGGAGCCAUAUUUUCCUUUCAUUCAGACUUUGAAGGCACCUCCGGGAGCAAGUCCAAUUAGUCCUCAAGGGAUGGUGCAAGUGUGUUCAAUUUGCUACAAGUCAAUUCCACAUAAACAUCAAGUAUUCGGUGGUGAUCCGGCGGCCAUAACAGGAAACCACAUGUCCGUCAAUGACAUCUUAUUACACAAUAGUAAUUCUUCUAGGCCCAGUACUGUAAAAUCUCCAGCUAACAGCGCAGGAUCUGAUAUUAGGUAUAAACCGUACGAUAUCAAUUCUUCACCUUCCAUGGCCAACAAGAAAAAACAGGCUAUAUUUGACAACAGGCAAAGUUUAAAACCGAUAAUCUCAACACGCACUACAUCUCCUUCCCCAGAUCUAAACGGUCAACCCGGCAAUCAAAAUUAUCGUUGCUACAUUUGCAUGGGCUUGUAUACUAGAAAUCAAAUGGAAUGGGUCAGUACUUCUGCAGAGGGUAUGAACUCACAUGCAAUGCAUUUUCCUUGUUUAAAUAAAGUAUCAAGAUCAUCGGAGAAUAGUUGUAUGGAUUCUCACGGAAGAGUUUUGAGCUGUACUAAAUGCGUUAAGCAUUUGGCUCAACAGUGGGAGACUUUCGAAAUUGACAGAGUUCCGCUUGAAAGACGAAGGUAUGACAUUCCUAUGCCCGAAACGGCGACGAACGGUGACCAAGGCAUCCCGACACCGCCUAGCACGAACAGCGAUAGAACUGUUUGUAGUAAUAGCAAUCCCGCUUCAGGAAGUAGCAUAUAUUGCUUUGUGUGUGGUUUACAUUCAGAAUUAACUCUCGCCAGAGUUUUAUACAGUAAACCUCAGGGUCGAAAUGCUCCUUAUUUUCCAUCUUUAUUAAUUCAUAAAAGUCAUUCAAAUGCAGAACAGUUAAGGGAAGACGGAUCUGCUUUAGUUUGUACCUUUUGUUACCACAGUCUCGUCAGUCAAUGGAGAAAGUAUGAAGGUCAAGGUGCGGGUGCACCAGCCGAAAAAAGAGAAUAUAAUACUCAUGAUUAUUGCUGCUACGUGUGCGGCAUCACGACUUAUAGGAAGAGAGUGCGGGCUUUACUUAUUAAGGAUUUUCCGUUUUUGAAAUUCCAUCCGCAGCCCGAACACUCCCUACUGUUAGAAAACAGCGACUACGCCGUCGUAUGCCUCGAUUGCUACGAAACGCUUAGAACUCAAAGUUUAGAAUAUGAAAGGUGGGGACUGCCGCUUGACAAACGACAGUACAACUGGAUAACUCAGCCGCCCCCUCCUGAAGAUAGUCCUGAAGCAAUGGUUGCAAGGUUACCGAGCGGCCAACGCAGUGACAAAGUAGUACCUCCAACGUUUGUAGCCAAACCAAAUAAAAGAAACCAUUCACCAAAAACUAUAGAAAAGAAAAUUGCAAAAUCCGAUAUGCGACCGGGGGUAGCGAGCAGUCCAAAACUUUCAUCUACGAAUAGUACUACGAAACCUCGAACGACUAGCGGACACGCGGUCUCCGGUCCCGGACCGGGUACUAACCCAAAUCAGUAUUCACAUUCGUUCGCCGCGGCAUUACGUAAUUUAGCUCAACAGACUGUUCCGAACACUAGUACCGCCUCUUCCGUUGAGCAGUCCGUCUCGUCCAUAAAUCAGACCAAUUCCUCCGAAACGCUAAGGAGAAAUCCAGGAGGUGUUCAAUUACCGGACAAAACAAAAGGAUUAGUAGAAGUGCCCCCUUUUGCCUCUCCCAGUAGCUCAAACUUGCGGUCUUUUGAACCUCGUUUACCCACUAACCACGUUGACCGUUAUCCUGCAAGUUCGUUACCGGACCUUAACAGAAGUGGUUUUCAACCUUAUCGACCAGAAGAAAGAAUACCUCAUCCACAAGUAGGUAUAGAUAUGCAAGGCUACUCGCCUUAUAGCUUUCCAACCUUACCGACCUCAUUAAUAGAAGAACAAAUGUACUAUGAAAGACUGGGCGUUUUACGAUCACCAUGGCCUCCAAUAGGUCAUCCAUAUAUGCCUUAUAUGAUUCCAGGGGCCGGAAUGCCAUUAUAUGUGCAUGAAAGGUUAAAAAUGGAAGAAGAGCACCGGCGACUUUCUGCCUCCAGAAAAGACGAGUACGUCGAGCGAGAACUCAUUGAAAGGGACCUUCAGAUGCAAAGAGAAAGGGAACAACGAGAAAAAGAGCGGGCUCAACGAGAACGAGAGAAAGCACAAUCUCGUAUACCUCCCCAUCUUUCUGCCCCUCAUAUCUCGCCGCAAGGACUGAUGCUUCCACUACUUCAUCCGAGUUCGAUGUUGCCACCUGCGCAACUAGGCCUAUCCCCAUCCACGAGGCAAUCCCCGUUAGUAGGUUCCGCUUUUGUGGCCCCUCCGAAUCCGACCCAGGGAUAUACAAUACCCCGAUCGAGCCCCUCACUACAAAGACACUCUCCUAUGAAUUCAAAUUAUACGCUUAACCUUAGUCAACGUCAAAGCCCUGUGAUACAACCUUCAGGACCGAUGAUCAGUAGUAUGAAUCUUGCGCCUGUUGCUAGAAGCAACACUCCAACAAAGGUAUCCCCAAAACCAAGUACGCCUACACCAAAAUCCAAGAGUCCGUCGGUUAACGAAGCAAUUAUUCAUUUAAACGAAUCUGCCUCAGUGGCCAACACUCCUAUCAAUAGUAAUAAUAAAAUGGAUGAUAGUUCUGAUGUGAAAGCGACAGAACCGCCUCGGGAUGUAGGAGGUACUGCCUGA